UAUAUAAGAAUUGUGUUUUGAACACGUAAACUAGUUGAUAAGCGCCUGCUCCCUCCUAACACUUUUAAAAUAGAUAUCAAAAAUUACUUUGAAGAAUAUCCUGGGGUAGGAAAAACGUUCAUUCCUGAAGCUUAGCACGAUGCGCCGCGAUUUACAUGACAUUCGGUAAAAUUCAAUUGACAUGUGUCUGUAAUUUUGCUGACUUCGUAAUCGCUAAAUUAGUCCAGUGGCCCUUUGCGAUCAAGCAGUCAAGUGUUCAAUUAAUCAUCAAUCGAGUAUUGCUCUUCAACUAUUGCGAAAAUAUUCUUCGAGUCAGAAAUGUGAUCCUGACAAAAUGACUGACCACGAAGAAGAACAGAACACUGAGAUAGAAGCUUUAGAAUCGAUUUAUUACGAUUCGUUCCAAGUAAUAUCGGAGAAGCCUCGCAGCUUUGAACUAACGGUCACUGUUGAAGACGCCGAGGAAGAUGAGAACAUUUUCGCAAAAAUCCAAUUCACAUACACACCGACGUAUCCUGACGAAGCCCCAAUUUACGAGCUGAUAGAAUGCGAAAACUUAUCAACCGAAGAUGGAGAAAAAAUUAAAACAAUCAUCGAAAAAGAAAUUGAAGAUAAUUUAGGAAUGGUGAUGAUUUUUACUGUCGUUACUGCAAUUCAAGAAUUUUUAAACGACGUCAAAGAUGGCAUAAAAAGGAGAGAACAAGAUGAAAAAGAGAGACAUGAGAGAGAAUUAGAAGCAGAAGAAAAUAAAAAAUUUCACGGUACACCAGUUACUGUCGAAACUUUUCUCGUCUGGAAAUUAAAAUUUGAUGAAGAAAUGAAAGAAUUGCAGAAACUUGAAAUGAAAAUGACUGAAAAAAGGAAAAUGACUGGAAAGGAGCUGUUCCUCUCAGACGCUAAAUUAUUAGAAAAUGAGUUCCUUGAGGGGGAAACUGAGGGAGUAACGAUUGACGAGAGCUUGUUUGAGGAUCUCGAUGAUUUGGACUUUGAAGAUAGUGAUGACCCAGACUUUGAUCCUGCUCUGUGCUCAUGACACAGUUGUGAUUUUUUUCCAUAUUUAUCUGGGGGGAGGAGAGGUUGAUAAUGGGUGAUUGUCAGGUUUGGUUUUUGUGGGGAUGGUUGGCCAGUUGACUGUUCCAUGUGCACGGACUAGAAUGAGCUGUGAACACCCAGUUUGAUGCAGUGAUUAGAAGACGCUCCAUAAGUGUGUGUACUAACAUAGAGGUAACUAAUUUUGUUCGCCUACUUCACAUCAAGAUAUGUAAAGCGACUGAAACCUAUGGGUAGCGGUAUAUUCACUUGGCUAACACAGACAGUCCCCGAACUCGUAAUAGAACUAAAAUAAGGAAAAUCCGAAUAAAAUUAUGGCCUAACCCUUUUUUCAUACUCAUUCUGGGGGAGGGAGUCGAUAAUGGGUAAUUCAAUCGCAGCCUCUAAGUUCGAUGCAAUGUCUUCUGGCCCAGGUUUCGUAUGAGAAUUAAUGGCCAGUCGACUGUAACAUGUUCUCAGACUUGGAUAGAGAAAGAGCCGCGACACUGGUAUGCUCCCCAGCUUUUCAAUUCAAGGGUGGGGGGGGGGUUCCAAAUUUUAAAGGCGGCAGGUAUUUGCUUUUAAAGAUUAAACUAUUUCCAACCUAUACAAAUAAAUUAUGUAUGACCAUACAGCUCUCCAUGUAAUUGCCUUCUUUGUAUAACACGCUUAGGUUAUCAAUUUGUGUCACAAAAUAAGUCAGUUUUCCUUUAGGUUUUUGUGUAAAUUUCUGUAAAUUAUAUUUAAAAAUGAAGUUUAUUUGAAGUUAAACUUAUUUUAAGUUUAUUUGUUGAUAUGAUUCAAACAGUGGCAUGAUAAUGUAAGAUUUUCUCAGUAGAAAACCAUGCACAGGUGUUCACAAGUA
Molecule: messenger RNA, 1894 nt
Organism: Styela clava
Lineage: Eukaryota; Metazoa; Chordata; Ascidiacea; Stolidobranchia; Styelidae
Product: RWD domain-containing protein 1-like
Molecular function (GO): protein binding
Source: RefSeq, a predicted model, not a curated record